Molecule: messenger RNA, 897 nt
Organism: Penicillium antarcticum
Lineage: Eukaryota; Fungi; Ascomycota; Eurotiomycetes; Eurotiales; Aspergillaceae
Exons: 1
Coding region: 1-897 (298 amino acids)
Source: RefSeq, a predicted model, not a curated record
AUGGGGGCCAAGGUCUCCGCUGUGCACGGGGUGAAGUCAGAACAUUUCUACGACCAGGGAAACGCCAUCAACGAGAUCUGGGUCGGAAACGUUGAAAUCAUAUCACGCCUCCCAUUCGGCGAUUCUGAUCAAGAGCAAGCGGGUUGGCCGAAAGGGGGCUGGCCAAAGAUUCCCUGGCACCAGUUUAUUAUUCCACUACGAAAGCGAGGCGAUUAUAUCAUGACUGAAUCCUUCCUCGGCGUCAGGGGCCCUCCACCAGUUGACAACUGGCUGCCGACCCAUGGCUAUCUUGGGAUGUACGCGGGAUUCGAUCAGUCCGUUGCGCUCGCAGUGGGUUCUGUGUUCCUGAUCAUCGGCUGGAACCUCUUCUUAUGCUCUGUCUGCAAGGCGCUCCGUGCUAUCUUUUUACGUGAAGCCCACAACCUCAUGCCUGAACAGCUGCGAAACAUUAUGGACUCUAAAUACCGGCGUUCGCUCCGCCUUCUUGUCAUGAAAUUCCUCUUGGAAUUUGCCUUCAGUGCCGCCUUUGUCGUCCUAGGAAUCCCAGGUGUUGCGACAGGAAGACAGGGGCUCAAUGCUGGCAUGAUGAUUAUUGGGGACCUGACUAUUGUCUUUGUGGUAAUCCUCCUUUUUAAAAUUGGACUUUUGCUUUACCUGGUGUACAGGACCAGACCGCGGACCCGUAUUAGGGACAAUGAAGUUGGCAAAACUGCCAGCAGUACUCGUCUUCCUGGGUCUAUGAGUUAUGAGGAUUUUCAGGCCGCUAUGACGGCUUACGGCGUGGACUUGGCUGUACUGAAGAACGUUGCUGAAUCUAUGGGGCCUGGCGACUAUGGGUUCGUCGUUCUGCAUGUUGGCGACUCAUGUAUGGAGGUAGAGCCUGUGUUGAAGUCUUGA